Molecule: messenger RNA, 509 nt
Organism: Zophobas morio
Lineage: Eukaryota; Metazoa; Arthropoda; Insecta; Coleoptera; Tenebrionidae
Exons: 4
Coding region: 168-509 (113 amino acids)
Molecular function (GO): protein binding
Source: RefSeq, a predicted model, not a curated record
CGAUUCCUAAUGAAUUUUUGACGCUCUCCCAACAAAUUCAAGAUGCUGGAGGCCCUUCUGGGCUUAUAAGUGUACUGGAGUCGUUGAAAAGCAAGAAUCAAAACUGCUCCAGUAUUCUUGAAGAAGCCAAAAGCUUGUUAUCGGAGACGCGCAGAAAAAAUGAAGAAAUGCGACAGAAGUACGGCAGCCAAUGGCCAUUAUCCGUGCAUGAGGGCCAAAAUUUGCUCGCAGAAGCAGAAAACUAUGCAGAAAAAUUGAGCUUUGCAGCUAAAGCCGAUGAUUCGUUGAAACAAGAAUGUGAAAAGUUUUAUGAAUAUUUGAAUACUUUAAGCAACCCAGAGAAAAUCUUACAACUUUUAAGCGCUGAAAGAGAGGCACCUCGCUUUAGUUCUGGUGUAUAUACGGAAAGAAUCAAAGAAUUGUACAAUAAACUUCUCGAUUCUCUCGCUGUACUUUUUACGUUUUUUUUAUUUUACACGUUUUUAAUUAUUUCAACCCUUGCUGGUUAA